Molecule: messenger RNA, 3204 nt
Organism: Varanus komodoensis (Komodo dragon)
Lineage: Eukaryota; Metazoa; Chordata; Lepidosauria; Squamata; Varanidae
Gene: SMTNL2
Product: smoothelin like 2
Exons: 9
Coding region: 113-1492 (459 amino acids)
Biological process (GO): actin cytoskeleton organization
Cellular component (GO): filamentous actin; microtubule organizing center
Molecular function (GO): protein binding
Source: RefSeq, a predicted model, not a curated record
GCACGAGGAGCCGCAGGGCUUGUUGGACGUGAGGCGGGCGGACGGGCCUCCCCCGCCUGCGCUUGGGUUUUGGCCGGCGGGGAGCGGCGGAGGGCGCCUUCGCGGGGUCGCCAUGGAGGUGAGCGCGGCCCGGGCGGGGUCCGGCGACCCGGCCGACCUGAACAGGCACGACGCGCAGACGGUGCGCGAAGCGCUGGGCCGCUACGAGGAGACGCUCCGCGGCGCCGUCCAGGAGAUCCACGUGGACAUUCAGGCGUUCAAGAGCGGCGUGGACCGGCAGGUGGCCGAAGUGCUGCGGCUGGCCGGCCCGCUGGCCCACACCGUGGCCGAGCUGCAGGAGGACAACCAGCGCUUGCGGGCGCACGUGGAGCGCCUGGGCCAGCAGGUGGAGCGCCUGGGCCGGGCGGCGGGGCUUCCCGAGUCCGCCGCCCCCGCCGCCCCCAGGCAGGGCAGUGCCCGCUUCGCCAGCCGCGCCCAGCUCUCGCUGGCGGGCAGGAGCCAGAGUGUGGACUUUGAAGAUCACAGUGACCCCGAGAGCAAACGAACCCCCAGUUCAGCCGUAACGGAGAAUGGGCACCAGCUGCCAUCAGAAGAUCCUCCACUGGAGGCUCAUGCUCCAGCAGUGUCCGUGCGGAUGCCACAUCUUCCCGUGACAGCUGUUACCAGGACAUCCGAGACUUUCUCAGGAGAAACGGUUGGCUCGUCAGUUGCUCUGAAUUCUCCUGGGGGCCUGCAGAGCAGAUGCCACAAUGAAGCACUGUCAAAACCACCAAACCAAGCAGGUGCUGGCAUGUUGGUUGCAAGUGCUGUGAAGAACUGGAGCCCAAGCCCCGCUGGGACGACAAGCACCUCCGUCACUUCAGAGAAUGUCUCUUCCAUGACCAAGCCCAUGCCAGCUGUGAGCUCUGCAACUCCGGCCCGUGACAGCAGUGCCAGCCAACCGGAUGCAGCUCUGAAGUCCGGCUCCCCACCUCCAGCAGCCCGUCCACAGGUGGAGAGGCGUAGGGAGCUGGUGCGAUCACAGACGCUGCCCCGCACCUCCGGGAUGCAGGCCAGGAAAGCCCUUCUGGAGAAAUUUGAGCAGGAGGGCAGCAAGGGCAGUGGCCAAGGCCGGGCCAAGCUGAAGAGAUCCCAGAGCUUUGGGGUGGCCAGUGCCAGCAGCAUCAAGCAAAUUCUCCUGGAUUGGUGCCGCUCCAAAACCAUCGGCUAUAAGCACAUCGACCUACAGAACUUCUCCUCCAGCUGGAGCGACGGAAUGGCGUUCUGUGCCCUGGUCCAUUCCUUCUUCCCAGAGGCCUUUGAGUACCACAUGCUGGACCCCACCAAGCGCAAGGAGAACUUUGAGCUCGCCUUCACCACGGCGGAGAAAAUGGCUAACUGCGACCGCUUGAUUGAGGUGGACGACAUGAUGCUGAUGGGCCGCAAGCCAGACCCCAUGUGCGUCUUCACCUAUGUGCAGUCGCUCUACAACCACCUCCGACGCUUUGAAUGAGGCUGCAGCGGACAGACCGCCGGGCCCACCAGGACUGCACGGCCCCCACGGCUGCUUUCGUGCCAGCAUGCUGAGAGGGCCCAGGAGCCGAACAGCGCUGCUUCCAUGAGCCAAGGUGAAGGAAAGCGGCGGAUGCUUCCAGCCCCUGGGCCGUUUGCAGGGCUGACGUGCAAGGAUGGAAAAGGCCAACAUGUCCCCCACUUCUCAGUCCUGUGUAGGCUCUUGUGAGCGUUUCCUUUCCUGGCACUGUAAGCUCAGUUGGCCAAGGGGUUCCAGAGUCACCCAGAGACAAUUCAGGCAGAUGGUAUCCGCACCAAACGCACAGCAUGUCCCCCCUCAAGGUGGUUGGGUAGCCAAAGGCAGUGCGUGAAGCCUUGCCUGGGCAAAGAGCCAGGCUCCAGUAGAGAGCAUAAAACCAGAAUGUCUUUUUCUGGGAAGAACUCAGGGUUGCCACGGGUGCUGGUGGAACCUGAACCAGUUCCAAAUGGUGUAACACUGGCACUGCCUUACCUGCACACCUUAGCAGUUCCUGCCCCAAACAAGUGGGCAGUACUGGAUAGGGCAAACUAGACUUUUGGCCCAUGUGGCCCUGGACCUGCCAAGCCAGUCUAGUCUUGCUCUUUCCAAUCAAGCCUCAGUGCCACCCAUUAACGCUGCACCCGAGGGUGUACAUGCUUUGCCUUCAGACACAUGAGAGGGGGGCUGGAGUGCCCGAGGGCCAGAAACAGCAGGGCUCUCUCCCUCUGGCUUUGCCACAGGAGCACCCAUCCCAGGAGGGCCCUACACGGACUGCAUCCCCCUCCUAGGCAGAAUUCAGAAGGAAAAGAGACACCCAGGUCCGUACCCCGCAUCAAAUAUGCAAAUGAAGCAAGCGCUCCUGUGGGAAGGAGCAGUGAGGAAAAUUGUUGGGGGGGAGGCCCCCCCCCCUGCAGGUUUGACUGAUUCAUCAGGAACUUCUUUUUUGCGGAUGCAAGGAAUCCUUCCAUGCUGAUUUUUGUACCAGGAAAACCAAGCUAGUGUUUGCAACAUGUGAGGGGAAGGUAUGAAACACGCACAUGUCACUCAGUGGGACAUGACAUGUCACUCAGGCAUGGCACUCAGUGGGAGCCCAGGAAGAGGUCAUACUUUUCCUGUGUGGUGUUGCAGGUCAGCCAUUACUCUUGAAUCACAUCUGGGUGGGGGGGCGCUUUACCUGCAAGGAAAGGCGCAUUAGCCAUGCUCUAAAAUAUGAGGAUGCCCCCCAAGUGCUCCAGCCCUAUUGGCCAAUUCAGAGUGGUACUGACCGAUGGCACCCCCCAUUUCUAGCUUUGGGGUUUUAAGGUGGGAGGAGCCUUGGGAGUCCCUUGCAGAUGGUCCCUGGAGCUUCUUCACAGGGAGCUGUAGCAUUAAAGACACCUUCAGGCUGAGGAAUGCUGUGAGAGCCUGAUGCUUUCCUGACGCCUUGCGAACCCAAGGAAAUGAGACCUGCUGUGUGGCAACCCUGAAGGGCACGGCUGCCAGGGUGGAGAAGUGCCACCUGUGCUACUCGAAUCUCUCUUCUUGAAGCGAUUGUGCCCCUACCUGCUUCCAGCCUCCCUGCCACUGUCACCCUUCCAGGCUCCUGGAACUGGGCUUCUUUCCUGAUAUGGAAAUAUAUAUAAAAGUGACUUGCUGUAUACAGGUGGCUAUUUCUAAUCAAAUAUACUGAAGGCAGCUUUCUGUUUUAACCCUCA